Messenger RNA from Lagopus muta (rock ptarmigan), 4567 nucleotides. It is a transcript of the gene PSD, whose product is annotated as pleckstrin and Sec7 domain containing. The transcript is spliced from 17 exons. Gene Ontology annotation, molecular function: phospholipid binding; guanyl-nucleotide exchange factor activity; protein binding. The coding region runs from base 178 to 3444 and encodes 1088 amino acids. NCBI's taxonomy places the organism in Eukaryota, Metazoa, Chordata, Aves, Galliformes, Phasianidae. The record is from RefSeq and is a predicted model, not a curated record. Gene Ontology annotation, biological process: regulation of ARF protein signal transduction.
CCGUGCCGUGCCGUGCCGUGCCGUGCCGUGCCGUGCCGUGCCGUGCCAGCAGCAGCAGCAGCAGCAGCAGCAGCAGCAGCAGUUCGAAACAGGAUGCGGCGGCGGCAGUGGCAGGCUGCCUGAGGAUGCCUCACCCUGUCCAGCUCCAGCUCUGACACCUGUGCUCACCCCGUCAGCAUGGCGCAGGCGGGGAGUCUUGUACGCCUGCCCCCAGCCGAGGGCUGCACCGCCUCACCCACACCUUUCUCCCACCAUGGGGACCGCAGGCCCUGGCCACCCAUCUCCUCCAGCCCUGAACCAGGCCGGCACAGCCCCCCACGCUGCCUCACCCCCAACCUCAAUGCUGGUCGCCUGCACCUCCUGCGCAAGGGCCUGGCCCCCGAGACCCACCGCUGCCCCCCUGGCCUCUACAACAGCACCGGCUCCUUGGCUCGCAAGCCAACAGAGAUGGGGUCUUUUGGCAACGGGGGCUGCCCGGGUGGGGGGCGGCUGACAGCCCCCUGCACCCCGCGGAGGGGCCAUCCCGCCCCGAGUCUCACCUCGCCCGGCAGCCGCAGCCCACUGGUGGCCCCAGAGGGACGCAGCUCCGUUGUCACCUUCCGCUUCAUCGAGAAGGCCAGCGUGCGGCCCCUCAGCGGGCCCCAGGAGAAUGGCCCCGCAGAGCCCGCUGGGGGCUGGCGUGUGCCACCUGGGCAGCCCCAGCCCCAAGAACAGCUGCUCCGCAGACUGAAGCUGGAGGCCUCUGCGUCUGACCCACUCCUGGCUGGCUGCAGGUCCCCAGGGGAGACACGUCCCCACGAAGGCAGAAGGGAUCCCCAUUCUCUCACCACCAGCUGCCUCUUCGGCUCCCUCACCAAUGGGCUGCAGGCCCCGCCACAGGACGUCCCCACCAGCCCCCGGCCCCAGGGCAGCGCCUGGCCGUGCCCCCGGCAGAGCUCAGCUCAUGCCCAGCGCAUCGCCCGUGCCAAGUGGGAGUUUUUCUAUGGCUCGCUGGGUGCCCCGAAAACAGGCUCCUCAGCCUCCGACACUGAGCCUCCACUGCAGCCCAGCCACCCACUGCCUGCAGAGCCACCCAGCUUGCUUCCCAAGCAUGGCCUGAGCCAUGUGGAGGUGGAGAUCGAGGUGUCCCCAGCAGGCAGCAAGGAGCAGGGCUCCUGUGAGACGGGCAUCAUUAGGAGGGCUGUGAAGUACUCUGAGACAGAUCUGGACACCGUGCCGCUCCGCUGCUACCGCGAAACCAACAUUGACGACAUCCUGGCUGAGAGGGAUGAGGUGGAUUCUGCUAUUGAAAGCCAGAAGGACAGUGAGAGCAACCCCAGCUUUGCAGGGACUCCAGGCAGGAGGGACAGCAUGCCUGAAGGGAACCCUGAGCACGGUAUCCCGAGCACAAAGGAUGGAAUGCGCGACAGAGACGACAGAGAUGCAGAUGAGGACGACGAGGUGUUUGAGGCCACGAUGAAGGAGAGCAGGGAAAGGAUCAUGGAUCGAGACACACAGGGUAUGCUCAAGUCUCCAGUGCCCUUCCUGCUAGGGCACAGCCUCUCCAAGGAUGGCAUGGACUCUUUCAGCAAGCAUUUUGAGAGCAUCAUGGAGUCCCAUCGAGCCAAAGGCACAUCUUACACCAGCCUGGACUCCAUUGACAUCCUCUCCUCCCCAGCUCACACUCAUGGGACCUUUUUCACUUUUGAUCUCCCAACCCUCACCCCAGAAGUACAGGGACAGAUACGAGACAGUGUGAAGCUGAUCGAGGAGAACUUUGCUCCUCUGGCUCACUUGGAGCCGGACUCUGGGACCAGUUCAGCCACCGAUGCCCCCUGGACUGAGAGGGAGGAGGAGAGGGGGAGGCGAAGGAAGGGUGCUCGGCACAGUCCUUGCUGCUCAGAGGACAGCUUUGGUACUCCCUUGGCCUCCAACAUGAGCGAGCACCCCCUGAGCCAGCUGGUUUCUGACUCGGACUCGGAGAUGGACAGCAUAGAGCAGCUGGCGCUGGGCAGCACCGACACGCUCUCCAAUGGGCACAAGGCUGAUCUGGAGGCUGCCAAACGUCUGGCCAAGCGGCUCUACAACCUGGAUGGCUUUAAAAAAGCAGAUGUGGCCCGCCACUUGGGGAAGAAGUACGUCAACGAAUUCAGCAAGAUGGUGGCAGGGGAAUAUCUGAAGUUCUUCGUGUUCACAGGGAUGAGCCUGGACCAGGCCCUCAGGUCCUUCCUAAAGGAGCUGGCCCUGAUGGGAGAGACACAGGAGCGAGAGCGAGUGCUGGCUCAUUUUUCCCAGCGCUAUUAUGAGUGCAAUCCCAAUGCCAUCUCCUCUGAGGACGGAGCCCACACCCUGACCUGUGCCCUGAUGUUGCUGAACACAGAUCUGCAUGGACACAACAUCGGAAAAAGAAUGUCCUGUUCUGACUUCAUUGGCAACUUGGAAGGGCUCAAUGGAGGCACCGAUUUCCCCAAGGAGCUGCUCAAGGCACUGUAUGGCUCCAUCAAGAACGAGAAGCUGCAGUGGGCCAUAGACGAGGAGGAGCUGAGGAAGUCCCUUUCAGAGCUGGCUGAUCCCAAACCUAAGUCCAUCAAACGCAUCAGCAGCUGCAGUAACCCUUUCCUGGACUUCUCCCAGGACUCCAGCAUCGCCACCUACAAGCACGGACUGUUAGUGCGCAAGAUCCAUGCUGAUCCCGACUGCAAGAAAACCCCCCGAGGGAAGCGCGGCUGGAAGCCUUUCCACGCCAUCCUGAAAGGGAUGAUUCUCUACCUGCAGAAGGAGGAAUACAAGCCAGGGAAGGCGCUGGCAGAAGAGGAGCUGAAGAACGCCAUUAGCAUCCACCACUCGCUUGCCACACGGGCAUCAGACUACAGCAAGAGGCCCAACGUCUUCUACCUCAGGACAGCUGACUGGAGGGUCUUUCUCUUCCAAGCACAGAACUCCGAGCAGAUGCACUCGUGGAUCACACGCAUCAACGUGGUGGCAGCCAUGUUCUCUGCACCCCCCUUCCCUGCUGCCAUCGGCUCCCAGAAGAAGUUCAGCCGCCCGCUGCUCCCCAGCUCCUGCACCCGGCUGUCCCAGGAUGAGCAAGUGAAGAGCCACGAGUCCAAGUUCAAGACGAUGUCAGCAGAGCUACUGGAGCACCGCUCCUCUCUGCCAGAUAAGAAGGUGAAGGGCAAGGAGUACGAGGAGCUGAAGCAGAAGGAGGAGUACCUGGAGUUUGAGAAAUCCCGCUAUGGCACCUACGCCAUGCUGCUGCGGGCCAAGCUGAAGGCUGGCUCUGAGGACCUGGCGGCGUUUGAAUCCACGCUCUUUGACGCAGCAGGCGGUGAGGAUGAUGGCCUGAAAAAAUCCCGCUCCAGCCCCUCGCUGAACGCCGAGCCCUCCAGCACAGGCACCAAGGUGAAGCGCAACAUCUCAGAGCGUGCCAGCCGCCAGCCCCCCGGCCACCCCCAGAAAUCAUAAGCCAGGGGCAUCAGCCGCCUGCGCUGCAGCUCCGAUCCUGCCCAAGGGCGCUGGGUGGGUGCCACAUACCUGCUGGGACCCUGCAUGAGUCCAUCCUCCGGGGGCACGCGUCACGGUGGGGACAGCCAUACUCAGCCACCAACAGCAGUCCGGUGGCCCCUGGGCCAGAGACAGAUGUAGGGCAGGACCAAGGGGCUGCAGGUCAGAGCUGCCCCACAGACUCAUUCCUGCUCCCCUUGUUCUGUGCUUGGCUGCAGGCUCCCCUCCAGCUCCCCACCCCCGGGAGGGGCAGGGACUGACACCCCCUGACUGGGCUACUUUCCUUGGUGUAAAACUGCAGCGCAGCCGCCAGCUGCUUUCCUCAAGCUCCUUUAUGCCAUGUGGAAUGGAGCCAUCCCUGGCCCCCAACUCCAAGGGCUGGGGGAACCCAGGUCCCCCUCCCCACUGCCCCCAUGCCUCUUGCUUUCUUACAACUUUUGGACGGUUUUUGUGAUACAGUUUUGCACUUUUUAGUACCAGAUUGAGCUGACCACCAGGGAGUUUUUUGGGGGGCUAAUUUUGAUGCUUUUUGGGAACUAUUUAAAAACAAACAAAACAACAAACAGAACAACAGUGCACCAAACUCAGCCAUGUCCUGUAGACUGUGCACUUCUAGGGGGGAAAUGUUUUUACAUGGACUCAAAGGAGGACGCAGAACCCCCCCAGACAGUGAGCUGAGCAUCACUGGUGUGCUGUGAGCCCCCACCCUGCACCAGCAGCCCUCCUGCAGAGCCCUGAGCUGAGCAGCAUUGCUUACAUGCUGGCUCUUUGUGAAUGUGGGCACAGCUCUGCAGUCUGGACGUGGCCCUGGGCCCUGCCUGGAUGUGCAUUGGGCAGAGGUGGGUAUGGGGUGGGGGAUGGAGAGAAGGGGGCUUUCCUUCCAGUGCCACUUCUCCAAAGCAUCACAAGGGCCUUGGAGGAUGCAAAGCUGAGUGCCGCUCCAAUAAGAGGAGGAGGAGCAGAGGCUGGAGAGCCUGCUCUUUGGCUGCAGGCUCUCAGUUCCCAGGCAUGCCCACAGGGUGAGCAUGGCCUGGAGGACGCUUGGAGCAAACACUGGUGCUCACGUAGCCGCAGGAGCACUGGA